GCGAACAAAGCAGACAACGUUAGAGGGAUCAUUGUAAAUUAUACUAAAAUAUCACAUAAUGGUACAGAGUACUCCAAGCAACACAUAUUGUUACUAGGUAACAAUUCAUUAAUUUUACUUAAGUUCUAAGAUCUCUCUAUGAAAUCUCUUUAACUCUCUGCCACGUAGUUUAAACAAUAUCAGUUCUGAGAAUUUGGUGUCAGAUCGGAAAAUACUUGCUACCUGAGUUUUUUCUUUAUUCUCAUUACCCCUAUGCCUAACAAUGCAUGGAUAGCAAAUGGAGAAAUUACUCAUUGGCAAGAAGAGGGGUGAACGUUUUACGUGCUUGCUGGUCGUGUCAUUUUGUUAAUUAACUAAAUACGACCAGCACAGAGAUCAAGAAAAUGAUUUUCAAAAGAUACUGUUGGAUUUUCUGUGUUUCCCUGGCUUUUCAAGAUGGUGAGACAUAUUGAAAUGUGUAAUUAAUACUAUUUCUAUUUGCUUCACUGAUGAUUUUUGCAACUGAAAAGUUCAUAUUGUCACAUCGCUACUUUCGUACAAUUCUCGAGAGGGAAGAAAAAUUACUUGAAAUAAUUUAUUUCGAUUUGAGUCGGCUGGUUGCAUGCUCAAGGGAAUGAUAUCCUAAAAAAGAAAAAUCUUUCCUGAAAAACAUUUCCAGUUGUCCAUUCAUAAACUUUUCUUGUCUUUCUUAUCGAAAAAAGGUUGAAAUGUAAUUAUAUUUCGAGGAUCAGAUGAUCCACUGAACCGAGAGCAAUAUACAUUCGAUCACAAGUUUUUUUUUUUAUUAUCAUAACUUUGCGAACUUUUUCCCAAAUGUGAUUGCCUUUUUUAUGAGAAAUAACUGAUGUAAAUUUUAAAACUAUCAUAAAAUUUUCAAAAAGUUUAGAAAAGGAUUAGUUUCCUGCAUAGGGAUCCUGUAUUAGCCUCUUAGUUACUAAAGAAUCACUUUAUUAGUUACAACGUAUUACUUUUCAUGACAAAGGGUGGGACCACAUCCCUAUUGCCACUCUCCUUCCUCUCACAGUUAUGUUCUUGUUUUUUGGCAGCAGUUCUCGCCAGUAUUGCUUCGGACUGUUUAGAAGAGCACAACCUUUACCGAAGGCGAUAUCAUGUCCCGGAUGUGAAGUACAGUACUAAGCUCGGGAACAGAGCUCAAAGUUUGGCGACUUUCAUGGCAAAAACUGACGCCGAACUGCGAAUUCAAGGAAAUGUGGAUGAGAACUUGUAUCAUAAAAACUCAUCACUUCCCAUGACUAUAAGUGAUGGUUUAGAGGACUGGUAAGGGGGGUAACUUAGGAACUUGAACACUAAAGGUUCAGGUUUGCCAAAUGAGUUUUAGCUUAAAAUAAAUUCCGUCCGGUAUAAUCCAGAGGUCCAUACAUAACAACGUUGUCAAUAAACCCUUACUCAGACCCCACCUUUGCUGUUUUCCUCACCAUUGCCAUGUACGUUACGAAAUAUUUUUUCUCUCACUUUGAUCUCGCUGAUAAUUUUCUUGAAGGUUAGACGGUGGUCUCUAUUACAACUAUAAAAAUCCACAAUCAAACUUCGAAAACAGUAACUUCAUCAGGGUAAGUGGUAUACGUUGACCUUUCCCUUCUUUUUUUUCUUGAUUUUUCCGAGAUAGUUCCUCGUAAUCCGUAUUCAAACACUUCUUGUAUAUUUAUCUGCUAGUAAUUCAAGAUGUGAAUAUGCUUCAAGAAUUAGAAUGGACCUUUUAAUUCCAUUGCUUUUUAGCUCGUUUGGAAAUCGUACUUGAGGAUCGGAUGUGGUUAUGCUUUAGUGAACAAGAACGAUGGCAUCGUUGAAACCUAUGUGGUGACUUUGUACGAACCACCAGCUCCUCGACAAUUAACUGCAGAAGACCUUAUGGCAAACGUUUACCAUCCCAGUAAUCGUUAA
Pocillopora meandrina is the source of this 1902-nucleotide messenger RNA. Lineage: Eukaryota; Metazoa; Cnidaria; Anthozoa; Scleractinia; Pocilloporidae. The record is from the annotation of a GenBank genome assembly.